Messenger RNA from Oncorhynchus tshawytscha (Chinook salmon), 4647 nucleotides. RefSeq names its product CTD small phosphatase-like protein. Lineage: Eukaryota; Metazoa; Chordata; Actinopteri; Salmoniformes; Salmonidae. Gene Ontology annotation, molecular function: RNA polymerase II CTD heptapeptide repeat phosphatase activity. The transcript has 8 exons. The coding region runs from base 653 to 1483 and encodes 276 amino acids. The record is from RefSeq and is a predicted model, not a curated record.
CCACUUUGAGCGCUGCUCGCUUCUGAUCCAAAUACACACGACGCCUCCAUGUUGGAAAGAGUAUAGAGGGGGGAUACAAUUAUUUUUUGAAAAUGAAGAGAGUUCAAGAAACGGGAUUAUCGGAACUGUUUCAUUUAUCGUAUUGAAACUUGAUCGAGGAGAGCGAGUUUUUUUUUUUUUUUUUUUUUCUUCUUUUUCCCAAUCGUCGUUUCAUCAUUGUUUCAGUCAAAACGUCAAUUUUAUUUAUUUAUUUAUUUUUUAUUAUGUUGAAUUGAACACUGAUCAGUUUAAGGCUAGCUCUAGUUGCUAAGCCAGACGUUAGCAACGUUUUCUUCUUCUUCUUCUUCUUGAGUUCAACGUUGGGAGUUUGUUUUUGCCCAUAUUGUUCUUUUAAAUGUUGUUUACUAAAUUGGAAUAUUCCCAGCGAUUGACAAGUGGUUGUAUUUUGUCUUUAAACCACUAGCUAGUUUACAUUUUGCCCCCUCCUGUGUCCCGUCUCAGUCCAGCUAGUUUAGGGCCCGGCUGCCAUUUCAACACAGCUAGCAAGGCAGCUAACGUUACCCCAUUGUGGACUAGGACAAGCAAGUCAAAUAAACAUUUUUUAAAACGAAUCAACAAAAAAACAACAACAAAGGAAUAACCAUCCGUCGCAAUGGAUCACACGUCUAUAAUAACCCAGGUUUCCAACCCCAAAGAAGAGGAGAUUAUCUCGUUUAAUCAGGAAAAAGUCUCCCAGUCCAACAGCAGUGUGAAGAAGCAGAGGAGUCCAGGCAUCUUCAGUACGUUCUUCUGUUGCUUUAGGAACUACAAUGUGGAGCCUCCUGCCUCCAACAACACAACCACCUCCCUGCCUCCAGCCCCAGAGGAGAAUGGGACACAACCAAAGUUUGACCAGGUCGAGGUUAUUCCUAUCCCUAGUCCUCCAGCCAAAUUCCUCCUACCAGAGAUGAACAUAUCAGACUAUGGGAAGAAGUGUGUAGUGAUCGACUUGGAUGAGACAUUGGUACACAGCUCAUUCAAGCCCAUUAGCAAUGCUGACUUCAUAGUCCCCGUGGAGAUAGAUGGCACAGUUCAUCAGGUGUACGUGCUGAAGAGACCUCAUGUGGAUGAGUUCCUGCAGAAGAUGGGAGAGCUGUUUGAAUGUGUUCUCUUCACGGCUAGUCUCGCAAAGUAUGCUGACCCUGUGGCGGAUCUUCUGGACCAAUGGGGUGUGUUCCGAGCCCGUCUGUUCCGGGAGUCAUGUGUGUUUCACCGGGGGAACUAUGUUAAGGACCUAAGCAGGCUGGGUAGAGAGCUCAGUAACGUCAUCAUACUGGACAACUCUCCUGCCUCCUACAUCUUCCACCCCGAGAACGCUGUGCCGGUCCAGUCGUGGUUUGAUGAUCUGAGCGACACAGAGCUACAGGACCUGCUGCCCUUCUUCGAGGGCCUGAGCAGAGAGGAAGAGGUGUAUGGUGUGUUGCAGAACCUCCGGGGCAGGUAGCACCAGGGUAACCCCAUCUUCCUCUUUUCUCUCUCUUUCUCUCUCUCUCUUUCUCUUUCUUUCUCACUCUGCCUCUUUAACGACACACCAUCGCUCAGGCUUAGACAGAUUUCCCGGCCUCCGGCCCCUAGGGGCAACCUGGAGUCACACUGUGGAUUGUAGUGUGUAACCCAACACCAGACACCCCAAACAGUACACCUCUCUCCGCUAUGGUAUCCUCCCCUAGAGGCUGGGGGCUCACUGUAGUCAGAGUGGAGAAUACUCCAACUCCCAUGGAGCACAGUGGCGGAACCAGGAAGCUCGACUGUGACAUCAUCGGUUAGAAGAUUUGUAUGGAACGGCAGAAUGCGUUUUUGAUUUGAGGGAAUGGACGCAAAGGAAGAAACUCUAGUCUUGUGUUGUGACACUGACUAACAGGCAGAGUUGUUACUUUUAACCAAAAAUCUAUAUUUUGUGUGGAAAUGUUUUUUUUUUUUUUUUUUUUUUUUUUGUGAAGAUAACCGAUAAAUUCAGUCUGAGUAUUAGGUCCUUGUAUUGUUGCUAUGCAUCAGGCAGUGUCUGGUAGUUUGAAAGGACUGUGAUUCACUGUUUUCCCUUUCUUACCGAAUGAAGUGCCUUGUUUGAAUGUGGUUAUGAGGAGAUAUUUUGUACAUGGCAUAUUUUCAGAAUACUUCUUCAAGUCUUUUUAUUGAAUUCUGUCUAUACUUUAAAAUGGAGACCGCUAUGAUUCUUUAUAACAAACCACUGUUUUUAUUUUAGGAGGUUGUCAUACCUUGUAUUGGUUACACGUUAUAUUCUCUUCUUUUUGACACCAUAUAAGCGUUUUAUUUUCUCUUUAUCUUGCCGUCUUCACUAUACCUUAGAAUAGUGUAUUAUGGUUAAUUUGUUGUAAGAAGCAAAGGAAUAUGUAACUUUCUACAUAGCAAUUAGGCUGAAUUUUGAGAAAAACAUCCUGAACCAUAGUUGAAUUUGUGCCAACAUUUCUCAAUGUAUUUCUUUUAUUCGUUUUUGCCAAAAAGUGAUUUCAAUUGUUAAAAUCUAAGUAGGGGUUUAGCUCAGUCUAUUUUAAAGAGUUUUGCCAGUUAACGAAUGCUAUUCAGUUAUGUUUUGAAGUGAAUUAAUCCUACUUUGUUAGCAAUCCAGUUAAUUAUUUAUAGUCUGCUAGUUUUUAACUAGCAUGCAAGUCAUUUUAUUUCUGCACAUGGAUAUAAGUCUAGCAACAAACAAAAAAUAUCCUUCGGGAGGCGGUAACCCAUACAAAUCCCCCCCAGUGGUACACUGUUGCCAUGGUAUCCCCCUCAUUGUUUCCAGUGAUCUAGUGUGCGUCCCAAACGUCCCUAUUCCCUAUUUAGUGCACUACUGUUGAGCAUGGUCCAAAGUAGUGCACUACAUUGGAGUUAGGGUGUAGUUUGGGAUGCAGUCCUGAUGUUGUACAGUAUUCUAAUGGGUAGAGUGCCAUGUUUCUCCUCACCGCAGUGCCUGACUUGAGUCCUGAGGACACACACGGAAACAGUACUGUAACCAUGGGCAAUAACUUUCAGGAGACUCAACCUGGGUCAGUGUUAGGGCAGAGUGUUUCCCCCCCCAUACCAUGUGACCUGAUCAGGAAAUACUCUGGCCCCAUUGUUAUUGGCUAUUACCAGGGCCUGUUGUUAUUGGCUAUUACCAGGGCCUGUUGUUAUUGGCUAUUACCAGGGCCUGUUGUAUUAAUUUAUUUUGGCGCGUUACAAAAUACAAUACAAAUUCAACAAUUUACAAAUACAUUUUCAAGAAAAAACGGUCACAUUCCUCAGCAAGGUGGUCCCCAUUCAGCAUGUUGAACUGCCGAGAGGCACCAGAACAUCCUGUUGUAGAGACUGUAGGUUGUUCCAUACAUGGACAUCCUGUUGUAGAGACUGUAGGUUGUUCCAUACAUGGACAUCCUGUUGUAGAGACUGUAGGUUGUUCCAUACAUGGACAUCCUGUUGUAGAGAACUCUGUAGGUUGUUCCAUACAUGGACAUCCUGUUGUAGAGAACUCUGUAGGUUGUUCCAUACAUGGACAUCCUGUUGUAGAGAACUCUGUAGGUUGUUCCAUACAUGGACAUCCUGUUGUAGAGAACUCUGUAGGUUGUUCCAUACAUGGACAUCCUGUUGUAGAGAACUCUGUAGGUUGUUCCAAACAUGGACAUCCUGUUGUAGAGAACUCUGUAGGUUGUUCCAUACAUGGACAUCCUGUUGUAGAGACUCUGUAGGUUGUUCCAAACAUGGACAUCCUGUUGUAGAGAACUCUGUAGGUUGUUCCAAACAUGGACAUCCUGUUGUAGAGACUCUGUAGGUUGUUCCAAACAUGGACAUCCUGUUGUAGAGAACUCUGUAGGUUGUUCCAUACAUGGACAUCCUAUUGUAGAGAACUCUGUAGGUUGUUCCAUACAUGGACAUCCUGUUGUAGAGAACUCUGUAGGUUGUUCCAUACAUGGACAUCCUAUUGUAGAGAACUCUGUAGGUUGUUCCAAACAUGGACAUCCUGUUGUAGAGAACUCUGUAGGUUGUUCCAUACAUGGAAUGCAAAGAAACUAAAAGCUGAUUGACUUGACUCUCUGAUCUGAUUAGGGAAAACUCCUGUCUCUCCCAUCUCAUUGUGUAGGAGUCUGAACAGUGAAUGCAGGUUCUGUUGUAACACUCUGGGCACUGCUAAAGGACCGCAGGAUACCUCGGCAUGGUAAUAAUGCCUUAAAGCAAUUCUCCGUCAUGAAUCCCAAGGUAUCUAGUCUAGCUAUAACAUCAUAGACCAGGAAGAAACACAAUGUCCUGACCAAUGGGUAAAAGCAGCAGGUGGUCACGUGAUCACCUGCUGGGUGUCGACGAGCGGUGCGAUUCGUUCGAGAAAUGGAACAGAAAAUGAUGAUCUGUUCAGAGGCAAUAGGACGGUCACCCACUGCUUUUAAUGGUUGGCACAGUGUGUUUAGACCUUAAGGUUUUCACAGUGAUUUUGGUAGGCAGGCUACUGUUGGUAGCUCCUAUGGGGUCUUGGUGUACCAUAUUGUCAACCUGUGGUUGUUGACAUGGACAUUUUAAUAAUAAUGUUUGUGUAUUAUUGCUGAUGAUUGGGGUGUCAUGCUUUCAAUAUGUUACUUGUUUGUAAUGCAAUGAAUGCCCUUUAGUGUAAUCGAAAGUAUUACUGGG